This is a messenger RNA of Trematomus bernacchii (emerald rockcod), 696 nucleotides long. It is a transcript of the gene tmie, whose product is annotated as transmembrane inner ear. The transcript is spliced from 4 exons. Bases 1 to 696 code for a protein of 231 amino acids. Lineage: Eukaryota; Metazoa; Chordata; Actinopteri; Perciformes; Nototheniidae. The record is from RefSeq and is a predicted model, not a curated record.
AUGGUUGGGGAUCAGCCUGUAUGUCCAUCUCAGCCCCUGCUGCGGGGCGCUCUGCUGCUGUCUCAGUGUCUGUCCUCCGUCUUCUCCCAGGUCCCGGACCCUGAGCUUUUGCCCACAGAUCCUCCGAAGAAGCCGGACCCCACCACCUCAGAGUCUGUUGUUUUCUGGGGGCUGCGGUUAUGGCAGGUCAUUGCCAUCUUUUCCGUGUUUGUUUUAGCAAUAAUCAUCACUCUGUGUUGUAUAUUCAAAUGUCGAAUUCCAAGAACCAAAAAGGAAAUAGAAGCAAGAAAUGUGCAAAGACAGGCCGCCAAGAAAUACGCUAACACAUUAGAGACAGUGCCACCUCUUAAUGAGCUGACUGAGAUCCCAGGAUCUGCGAAAGUAGAAGAAAAAGAGGAGGUGACAACCGUUUCCGGCAAAGUGGAUGCGGAUAAAGGAGAUAAAAAGACCAAGGAGGGAAAGAAGGAUGGCAAGGCUGCUAAAGGGGGGAAAGAUGAAAAGGAUCCGUCAACAAAGAAGGGUGAAAAAGGUGAAAAGGGAGAAUCCAAGAAAGAAGCUGGUGAUGGGAAAGGAAAGAAAUCUGGAGAGAAGGGAGACAAAGGAGACAAAGGAGAAAAGGGAGGCAAAGGAGGAAAAGCAGGAGAAAAAGGAGGAAAAGCAGGGGCUAAAGGUGGAGCCAAAAAAGCUCAGAAGUGA